GGUAUAGAAGCUAUUUGCUGUCUCAAAAUACAAAACUACAAAAACAACUUGUGAAUGAAAACCCAAAUAAGGUUGCUGAUAGUUCACAAAAACAACAAACAGAAAGUAAAAUAAUCUUUAUUUUUUUUUAAUUGGAUGGGAUUUAUAUAAGCUUUUCAUAAAAUAGGUGAAAUUGGUUCUCAACAAAUAUCGUCAAAGGUGAUCCAACAAAAGCAAGAGCAGCCUAGAGAAACAAAGCAAACUGUGAUUCCUGAUCGUUCACACUACCAAACUAAAG
Molecule: messenger RNA, 277 nt
Organism: Cinara cedri
Lineage: Eukaryota; Metazoa; Arthropoda; Insecta; Hemiptera; Aphididae
Source: the annotation of a GenBank genome assembly